AUGCUCAUUGAUAUUAGUGGUGAUAUUGAUGUUUAUGAGGUAUUCGCCUUGAAGAACAGCUUUGAACAUAAAACUUGCACACUCGGGGGAAUGUUGUCUGGUGAGCAAGAUGGAUUUCAUGUGAAUGUUUAUAGCUCUUGGAAGCCAAUCCCUAUCACAGCAAGAUGA
Entrophospora sp. SA101 is the source of this 168-nucleotide messenger RNA. NCBI's taxonomy places the organism in Eukaryota, Fungi, Glomeromycota, Glomeromycetes, Entrophosporales, Entrophosporaceae. The record is from the annotation of a GenBank genome assembly.